AUGGAGAAACCGUGGAAAUGUGAGGACUGUGGGAAGGGAUUCAAAAUCCCAUCUGAACUGGAGAUACAUCGGCGUAGUCAUACGGGUGAGAGACCGUUCAGUUGUUCUGUGUGUGCAAAGGGAUUCGCUCAGUUAGCUGUCUUGCUGAGACACCAGCGCAUUCACACUGGAGUGAGACCAUUCACCUGCUCUGAGUGUGGGAAAGGAUUCACUCAGCAAACCCACCUUGCUUCACACCAACGUGUCCACUCUGAUGAGAAGCCUUUCAAAUGCCUAGCAUGUGGGAAGUGUUACAAAAGUUCCCAGCAACUACUGCGCCAUCAACCUGUUCACACUGAUGAGAGACCCUUCAAGUGCUCCGAGUGUGGAAUGGGAUUCACUCACUCAUCCCACCUGCUAAUACAUCAGCGAGUUCACACGGGUGAGAGACCCUUUAAAUGCCCAGAUUGUGAGAAGUGUUAUAAAAGUUCUGGGGAACUGAUGUCCCAUCAACGUGUCCACACUGAUGAGAGACCGUUCAGAUGCUCUCACUGUGGUUCUGGGUUCAGGCGAUCAUCUCACCUCACUAAACACCAGCUAGUUCAUACUGGGGAGAAGCCUUUCAUCUGCUCGGAAUGUGGGAAGAGAUUCACUCAGUCAUCCAACCUGCAGAGUCACCAACGUGUUCACUCUGAUCUGAGACCUUUUAAGUGCUGUGACUGUGAGGAGAGCUUUAAAAGCAGCAGUGAUCUGCUCAAACACCAGCAAAUUCACACAGCGUAG
Rhincodon typus (whale shark) is the source of this 762-nucleotide messenger RNA. RefSeq names its product zinc finger protein 774-like. NCBI's taxonomy places the organism in Eukaryota, Metazoa, Chordata, Chondrichthyes, Orectolobiformes, Rhincodontidae. The transcript has a single exon. The record is from RefSeq and is a predicted model, not a curated record. The coding region runs from base 1 to 762 and encodes 253 amino acids.